AUGGCACCUGUAAGAACUAACAGAGAGAUCUUAACAGGGGGUAAGAAGUAUGCCCAAAAGCAGGCCAAGAAGUAUGGGGUUGAUGAAGUAGUAUUUGAUAAAGAUUCCCGUCAAGAAUACUUGACAGGGUUUCAUAAAAGAAAAUUGCAAAGACAGAAGAAAGCACAAGAGUAUAAUAAGGAGCAAGAUAGGUUAGCUAGGAUAGAGGAAAGAAAGAAGAUGAGAGAGGAAAAGAAAAAGGACAUUGAAACGCAACUUAAGAAGUUCAACGAGACAGUCAAGGAAAUAACUCAUUUCAAUGAUAGUGAAGACGAAGACAGCACUAAAGAAAAUGGCGAGGAAGAUGAUGAAAACUGGACUGGUUUUGGAGAGGAUACUGGCAGUGACCAAAAUACGGAUGAAAAUUCCACGAGUGCACCAAAGCAUAAGCAUAAUCUUCCAAAAGGAAUUCUUCAGCAUAAAGAAGUAUACAAAGUAGACGAAGAACAACUUUUACCCGAUUCCAAUGCAAUAAUAGACGAUGAAACAACUGUGACCGUCGAAUCCAUAGAUAAUCCUGCCAUUGUGAAUGCUCAACAAACAGAUUUGCAUGAGAUUGCUAAAGCUAAUAAUGUUAACUUGAAGAAAUCUGAGGAAAUACUAGAUGAGUCUAUAAAGAGGGCUAAGAAUUAUGCUGUCCUUUGUGGUGUAGCUAAACCUACAAACAAAGACAAAGUCAAGAAGAAGAAGUUUAGAUAUUUGACUAAAGCUGAGAGAAGAGAAAAUACCAGAAAAGAAAAAUCAAAAAAAUUCACUAGCAAGAAGAAAUAA
This is a messenger RNA of Debaryomyces fabryi, 810 nucleotides long. RefSeq lists its product as uncharacterized. The transcript has a single exon. Gene Ontology annotation, molecular function: RNA binding. Gene Ontology annotation, cellular component: nucleolus. NCBI's taxonomy places the organism in Eukaryota, Fungi, Ascomycota, Pichiomycetes, Serinales, Debaryomycetaceae. The record is from RefSeq and is a predicted model, not a curated record. Bases 1 to 810 code for a protein of 269 amino acids.